AUCGAACAUAGUGGAGACCGAGAGUGGGAGAGGCUAUAGUGGCAGAGCUUACAUUGGGAGGUCCUUGUCCUUGUGUAAUUGGCAGAGCAUAAUGGUAGCAUUUAAAGGGAUCUGGACCAAGGACUUCUGGAGGGCCGUGUCUGGGGAGUACCUCGCCACGCUCGUCUUUGUCCUGCUCAGCCUCGGCUCGACGGUCAACUGGGCCGCGGGGCAAGAGCAGCCCCCCCCGGCUGACUUGGUCCUCAUCUCCCUGUGCUUUGGUCUGAGCAUCGCCACCAUGGUGCAGUGUUUUGGCCACAUCAGCGGCGGACACAUUAACCCUGCCGUCACAGUGGCCAUGGUGGUGACGCGGAAGCUGAGCCUAGCCAAGUCGGUGUUCUACAUACUGGCUCAGUGUCUCGGAGCUGUUACAGGAGCCGGGAUCCUCUACGUGGUCACGCCUGCAUCGGUCCGAGGGCCUCUGGGUGUGACAUUGGUGAACCCUAAGAUCUCAGUCGGCCAUGCCCUGGUGGUGGAGCUGCUCAUCUCCUUUGAGCUAGUCUUCACUGUAUUCGCCACCUGUGAUCCCAAACGCACGGACGUCGUCGGCGGCUCUGCUGGCCUGGCCAUCGGCUUGGCGGUAGUCAUUGGUCACCUGUUCGCAAUCCCCUACACGGGAGCCAGCAUGAACCCGGCGCGCUCCUUUGGGCCUGCGAUGGUCACACUGAACUUUGAGAACCACUGGGUGUACUGGGUAGGGCCCAUUCUGGGCGGCCUCCUCGCUGCCGCCCUGUACGAGUACCUGUACUGCCCAGACCCGGAGCUGAAGAAGCGAUUCAAGCAGGUCUUCCAGAAGGACCCAUCCGGGAAGUACAAGGAAGUGGACAGCAGCGUGUACCUGGGGGAGCCGGAGGACAUGGUCAUCAAGGUGGACCCUGUCCGUCUGCCCGUAGACCUGGAGAAGACGGACAAAAAGGACCCGUUCCGAGACCCGACAGGGGAGGUGCUGUCGUCUGUAUGACUAUCACGUGCGCUGGAGACGGAGACCAAUCUGUAGGGGAGGUUGAAGGAGCAGAGUUUGGAAAAUCCAUCCGUCUUCAAGGACUGGCGUUUCAGCCCUGAGCCACUCUCGCGUCACGAAGCUAAUGCAACACUACUGUCCAAUCAGGCCGUUUAAGCGCACUCAGACACGUAUCCACUUCUAAUCCAAUUCCUCAGGUGCAGGAUGGCCGGGUAAGUGCGUUGGCACGACGCACACAUUUCAUCUUGCGGACCGACAGCCAGCAAUACAUUGUGUCAGGGAAAUAUGUGCAGGGUCAACCAAUUAUGCAGGGUCAUCACGCUGAAUUUGCGAGGGGGUAGGAGAAAAGGCAGCCUUGUUAUUUCCGGAUUAGUGUCACAUUUUUGUGCAUGUACUGUGUAUGUAUAAUAACGUGCGAUGUCCCCCUGUGAUCAUUAAGCAAAUUGCAGGUCCAUUUGUACUUGUUAGCAACGUUUGUUGUGUUUAAAAAGCGAGGUGUCCCCCCGUUCUCGGCGCACACAGCUCUGGAAAGGUUUCCGUCCACUCGUUAUGCAGAU
Lampris incognitus (smalleye Pacific opah) is the source of this 1557-nucleotide messenger RNA. RefSeq names its product aquaporin 4 (gene aqp4). Gene Ontology annotation, molecular function: water channel activity. Lineage: Eukaryota; Metazoa; Chordata; Actinopteri; Lampriformes; Lampridae. The record is from RefSeq and is a predicted model, not a curated record. The coding region runs from base 92 to 1000 and encodes 302 amino acids. Gene Ontology annotation, biological process: transmembrane transport. The transcript is spliced from 5 exons. Gene Ontology annotation, cellular component: basolateral plasma membrane; plasma membrane.